GGAUUAUAUAAGCCUUCAUGACUUCCUUGUUGACUUUGUCAGCAGAAAUUUUUCUUGAAUAGGCUGCCUGUGACUGCAGACCUUCACAACCCCAUCAGCCAUGAGAGUGGUUGUGCUUGCCCUGACUCUAGCCAUUGUGGCUGGUCAACAUCAUAACCUUGUUCCAGAGUUUACUGCUGGUAAGACUUACAUGUACAAGUAUGAGACACUGAUCUUGGGUGGCCUGCCAGAGGAAAGUUUGGCAAAAGUUGGGCUCAAAGUUAGCAGCAAAGUUCUCAUCAGUACUGCAGCUGAAAAUAUAUACAUGCUGAAGCUUGUGGAACCUGAGCUCUACGAGUUCAGUGGCAUCUGGCCUAAGGACCCUUUAAUUCCAGCAACCAAGCUGUCUACAGCCCUUGCAACUCAGCUCAUGACUCCCAUCAAGUUUGAGUAUGCCAGUGGUGUUGUUGGAAAAGUGUUCGCCCCUGAGGGAAUCUCAACAAUGGUGCUGAACAUUUACAGAGGUAUCCUGAAUGUCCUUCAGCUCAACAUCAAGAAGACACAGAACGUCUACGAGUUGCAGGAGGUGGGAGCUCAGGGUUUGUGCAAGACCCUCUAUGCCAUCACUGAAGAUGAAAAGACUGAUCGCAUCCUCUUGACAAAGACCAGGGACCUGAACCACUGUCAGGAGAAGAUCAUGAAGGAUAUGGGGUUGGCAUACACUGAAAAAUGUGCUAAAUGCCAGCAGGAUUCAAAGAACCUGAAAGGAGCAACAUCAUACAACUACAUCUUGAAGCCAGUUGCUAGUGGUGUCCUGAUCCUGGAGGCAGCUGUCAAUGAGCUGAUCCAGUUCUCACCUUUCACUGAGAUGAAUGGAGCUGCUCAAAUGCAGACAAAACAAUCCUUGGUAUUCCUUGAGAUUAAGAGGGCCCCUAUUUUACCCAUUGAAGCUCAGUACCUUCACCGUGGAUCUCUGAAGUAUGAGUUUAGCACUGAGCUUCUGCAGACACCCAUUCAGCUCAUCAAGAUCAACAAUGUACAGGCCCAGAUUAUAGAGAUUCUGAAUCAUAUGGUUACCCAUAAUAUGGAGAGAGUCCAUGAGGAUGCCCCGCUCAAGUUUCUGGAACUCAUUCAGCUCCUCCGUGCAGCUCGUUUUGAGGACCUGGAAAUGCUCUGGAGCCAAUACAGAACCAAAGCUGCCUACAGGCAGUGGAUCCUGGAUGCCAUCCCUGCCAUCGGAACUCCUGCUGUUCUGAGAUUCAUCAAGGAGAAAUUCAUGGUCGAUGACCUGACGUUUGCUGAGGCAGCUCAAGCUUUCCUUGCCUCUAUUCAAAUGGUGACAGCAAACACUGAGGCCAUCAAGCUCAUUGAGUCCCUGGCAGUCAACAGCAAAGUAGCGGAAUACCCAGCUCUGCGUGAGAUCAUCCUCCUAGGCUAUGGUACAAUGAUUUCAAAAUACUGCGCUGAGAUGGCUGUCUGCCCUGCAGAACUCAUAAGGCCCAUACAGGACCUCCUUGCAGAGGCUGUUGCUAAAGAUGAGACCCAGGACAUCAUCCUGUUUCUUAAGGUUUUGGGUAAUGCUGGCCAUCCUACUAGCCUCAAGCCAAUAACAAAGAUCCUGCCCAUACAUGGCACUGCAGCUGCAUCUCUGCCUACCAGAGUCCAUGUUGAUGCUAUCAUGGCUUUGAGGAGCAUUGCAAGGAAGGAGCCCAGAAUGAUCCAGGAAUUGGUUCUUCAGCUCUACAUGGACAAGGCUCUUCAUCCAGAGCUUCGCAUGCUUGCCUGCAUCGUUCUGUUUGAGACAAGGCCUGCAAUUGGUUUGGUGACAACCAUUGCCAAUAUUGUGAAGAGAGAGGAGAAUUUGCAGGUAGCAAGCUUCACCUAUUCUCAUAUGAAGUCCCUAACCAGGAGCACUGCAGCUAUCCAUGCCCCAAUCGCUGCUGCUUGCAACGUAGCCAUAAAACUCUUGAGCCCAAGACUAGGCAGACUGAGUUUGCGUUUCAGCAAAGCCAUCCACAUGGAUGUCUACAACAAUCCCUUGAUGCUUGGUGCUGCUGCCAGCGCUUUUUACAUCAAUGAUGCUGCCACCAUUCUGCCCAGAGCUGUUGUAGCCAAGACGAGCGUAUACCUUGCUGGAGCUGCUGCUGAUGUUCUGGAGUUUGGAGUAAGAACUGAGGGACUCCAGGAGGCUCUUCUGAAAAACCCUGCUCUCAAUGAUAAUGCUGACAGGAUGACCAAGAUGAAGCGUGUCAUUAAGGCUCUCUCUCAGUUGCGAUCUCUGCCCACCAAUACACCUCUGGCCUCUAUCUAUGUCAAAUUCUUUGGACAAGAACUUGCCUUUGCCAACAUUGACAAAGCCCUGAUUGACCAGGCCAUUGCACUUGCCACUAGUCCCUCCAUUCAGACAAUGGGUAAGAACGCCAUCAGGGCUCUGCUAUCUGGUGCUUCCUUCCACUUUGUUAAGCCUGUCCUGGCCACUGAGGUGAGGCGUAUCCUGCCUACUGCUGCUGGUCUUCCAGUGGAGCUCAGCCUGUACACUGCUGCCGUGGCAGCCGCAGCUAUUCAAGCCAAAGCCACCACAACACCAGCUCUGCCAGAAAACUUUCUUUUUGCACACCUUCUGAAGACAGACAUUCAGCUCGAGACUGAGAUCAGACCAAGUGUUGCUGUGAACACAUUUGCUGUCAUGGGGGUAAACACCGCCUUAAUCCAGGCUGCCAUGCUAUCAAGAGCUAAAUUGAACUCCAUUGUGCCAGCCAAAAUCGCUGCAAGACUUAAUGUCAACGAGGGCCACUUCAAGUUUGACGUCCUGCCUGUUUAUGUGCCUGAACAUGUUGCAGCUGUGCACGUUGAGACUUUAGCUAUAGCAAGAAAUAUUGAGGAUCUUGCUGCUGCAAGAAUCACACCCAUAAUCCCUGCCCAGGUCAUGCAGCCCAUCUCUUUGGAGGCUCUCACAUCCAAGAUUACUUCAUCUGCUGCUGCAAGUUUGCCACAAUCCGCAGAGGUUGUUAACCAAGUCGUGGCAGAUGCCAAGCCCAUUAUAAAACGCAAAGCAGCUCAGUUUGAGAAGAAGUAUUGUGCUAAAGCUGUAGCCGUUGGACUGAAGGGCUGUUUAAAGGUUGCCACUGAAAAUGCCGCUUUCAUCAGGGACAUUGCCCUGUACAAAAUGGCUGGAAGACACACAGUUGCUCUUUCUUUCACACCAAUUGAAGGGGAAGUCAUUGAGAGACUGGAGAUGGAGAUUCAAGUUGGACCAAAGGCGGCAGAGAAGCUCAUUAAACAGAUCAGUCUGAGUGAGGAAGAAGUUGUUGAGGGAAGGCCCGUCUUGAUGAAGCUAAGGAAAAUCCUGGCUCCUGGUCUGAGGAAUAGCUCCUCACCCUUCCCUUCUAGCUCCAGCAGCUCUCCCUCAAGGGUGAGCUCAAGGUCUUCUUCCAGCUCCUCAGCUCGUGUCAGCAGCAAGGCCAUUGAUGUAGCUGUUCCAACCACAAGACUUUAUACCAGCAGCAUUAGCAGCAGGAGCAGCAGGAGCAGGAGCAGAAGCAGCAGUAGCAGCAGCAGUAGACUCAGUUCCUCCAGAUCUAUGAGCAGAUCCUCCACAUCCAGCUCCGCAUCUAGCCUGGCAUCACUCUUCAGUGCCAGCUCAAGUUCUUCUCGCUCCAGUGCACAUCUUUCACAGCGAGUGAUUUAUCGCCACAAGUUCCAGAAGAACCACAAGAAGCAGGCUUUAAUUUCUCAAGCCACCUCAGCAGCAUUUUCCAGGAGCAGAAGCAGCGCAUCAAGCUUUGAGGCAAUCUACAGACGGAACAAAUUCCUUGGCAACGAGGUAGCUCCAACCGUUGCCAUCAUCUUCCGUGCUAUCAGAGCUGACAGAAAGAUGCAGGGAUACCAACUGGCAGUCUAUCUGGACAAACCUACCACCAGACUCCAGAUUAUUCUGGCAGCCUUGGCUGCUGAAAACAACUGGAAAUUCUGCGCUGAUGGAGUUCUGCUUAGCAAGCACAAAGUCACAGCUAAGUUUGCUUGGGGAGCAGAAUGCAAGCAGUAUGACAUCAUGAUCACAGCAGAGACUGGUCUCGUUGGUCCAAGUCCGGCAGCUCGCCUCAGAGUAGCCUGGAAUGAACUGCCUUCUGCUUUAAAACGCUAUGCCAAGAAGAUGUAUGAUUACAUUCCUGCUUCCAUGAUGGCUGACUUAAUUCAAGGAAAAGAUGAAAACAGCGUCUCACAACUCUCAUUUACAGUGGUUGCCACGUCUGACAGGACCCUCGACCUCAUCUGGAAAACACCAACACAUACCAUCUAUAAGCUGGCUUUACAUCUUCCCAUCGCUCUCCCUCUUGAUGAGAUCAGAGGUCUUACCCCCUUCGAUGGCCUUGCAGAUAAAGCCCACUAUUUGUUUGCCAAGGCUGGUGCAGCCGAAUGUAGCUUCAGCAAAGGCACACUGACCACGUUCAACAACAGGAGAUACAAGAAUGAAAUGCCAUUAUCUUGCUACCAAGUUCUGGCACAGGAUUGCACUGAUGAGCUGAAAUUCUUUGUUCUGCUGAAGAAGGACCACAUUGAACAGAACCAUAUCAAUGUGAAAAUUGCUGACAUUGAUAUUGACCUGUACCCGAAGAACUAUGACGUGAUUGUGAAGGUCAAUGGAAGGGAAAUACCAAUCAGCAACUUGCCAUACCAGCAUCCCACAGCUAAAAUUCAGAUCAGGCCAAACGGUGAAGGAAUCUCUGUAUACGCUCCAAGCCUUGGAUUGCAUGAAGUCUACUUUGACAAGUCCUCAUGGAAGGUUAAAGUUGUGGACUGGAUGAAAGGACAGGCUUGUGGUAUCUGUGGAAGGGCUGAUGGGGAAGUCAGACAGGAGUAUCGCACACCCAAUGGACGUGUGACCAAGAACGCAGUCAGCUACGUUCAUUCCUGGGUUCUGCCAGCUGAGAGCUGCAGGGACACCACCGAGUGCCGUAUGAAACUUGAGUCUGUGCAGCUGGAGAAGCAGAUGAUCUUCCAUGGUGAGGACUCUAAAUGCUUCUCUGUUGAGCCUGUGCUGCGCUGCCUGCCCGGCUGCUUCCCCGUGAAAACCACCGCCAUCACUGUUGGCUACCACUGCGUGCCUGCCGAUUUUAAUCUGAACCACUCUGAGGGUCAGAGCAGCAUCUAUGAGGAAAGUACUGACCUGAGGGAAUCAGCUGAAGCCCACCUAGCAUGCAGCUGCACUGCUCAGUGUGCUUAAUAACACUUUGUCCUGUCAGUCACCUACCUAAUAUGUAUGAUAUGAAUGUAAUUUUAAAUAAACUGCAUCUCAGAAUAAGCUUUCAGGAAGCUGUUUCAAUUAUCCUGUCUUCACAGAGCUGCAGUGAUGGAAUACUUAAAAGG
Messenger RNA from Scatophagus argus, 5346 nucleotides. Its product is annotated as vitellogenin-1-like. The record is from RefSeq and is a predicted model, not a curated record. Bases 101 to 5203 code for a protein of 1700 amino acids. Gene Ontology annotation, biological process: lipid transport. NCBI's taxonomy places the organism in Eukaryota, Metazoa, Chordata, Actinopteri, Scatophagidae. Gene Ontology annotation, molecular function: lipid carrier activity. The transcript is spliced from 34 exons.